AUGAGUAGAGCCAGCACUAAGAAUUGCAGUUCAGAAACGGGACCUACUAGUGAUGAUAAUUUAUCAGCAAACUCUACAAGUGGAAACAAAACCUAUGGAGGUGGAAGAUCAUCCAUGGAUGUGUCACUAUCUGACAGUGAUCAGAGCAAUGUAACACUCUAUGAUCUCAAGACAGAAUAUGUUGAUGAGACUUCUGUCAACUUAACAUGGGCAGUGAACGACUCUGCUUCCAUCUCCUACAAGUACAGGAUAGAGGUUGUAAAUGGUUCCUUUGUUAGGAACCUGACAUCUGAUGUCCCCGCAGCUGGAAUUACAGAGUUACUCCCUGGGACGUUGUAUAUUAUCACAGUAUUUGUGGUAGCAAAUGAUAGUGAGACAGAAGGAGAAGGAUUGUCCGUAAUGGUGUAUACAAAGCCCAGCCCAGUCCAUGAUCUCCAGGCAGAAUUUGUUGGUGAGACUUCUGUCAACUUAACAUGGGCAGUGAACGACUCUGCUUCCAGCUCCUACAAGUACAAGCCAGUGAGCACUAAGAAUUGCAGUUCAGAAACGGGACCCACUAGUGAUGAUAAUUUAUCAGCAAACUCUACAAGUGGAAACAAAACCUAUGGAGGUGGAAGAUCAUCCAUGGAUGUGUCACUAUCUGACAGUGAUCAGAGCAAUGUAACACUCUAUGAUCUCAAGACAGAAUAUGUUGAUGAGACUUCUGUCAACUUAACAUGGGCAGUGAACGACUCUGCUUCCAUCUCCUACAAGUACAGGAUAGAGGUUGUAAAUGGUUCCUUUGUUAGGAACCUGACAUCUGAUGUCCCCGCAGCUGGAAUUACAGAGUUACUCCCUGGGACGUUGUAUAUUAUCACAGUAUUUGUGGUAGCAAAUGAUAGUGAGACAGAAGGAGAAGGAUUGUCCGUAAUGGUGUAUACAAAGCCCAGCCCAGUCCAUGAUCUCCAGGCAGAAUUUGUUGGUGAGACUUCUGUCAACUUAACAUGGGCAGUGAACGACUCUGCUUCCAGCUCCUACAAGUACAGGAUAGAGGUUACAAAUGGUACCUCUGCUUGGAACCUGAGAUCUGAUGCUCUCAAAAUUGAAAUUACUGAUUUAAUCCCUGGGACGAAGUACAAAUUCACAGUAUUUGCAGGAGUCAAUGACAAUCAGACAGAAGGAGAAGGAGUGUCCAUAAGCCUCUAUAUAAAGCCCAGCCCAGUCCAUGAUCUCCAGGCAGAAUUUGUUGGUGAGACUUCUGUCAACUUAACAUGGGCAGUGAACGACUCUGCUUCCAUCUCCUACAAAUACAGGAUAGAGGUUACAAAUGGUACCUCUGUUUGGAACCUGAGAUCUGAUGCUCUCAAAAUUGAAAUUACUGAUUUAAUCCCUGGGACGAAGUACAAAUUCACAGUAUUUGCAGGAGUCAAUGACAGUCAGACAGAAGGAGAAGGAGUGUCCAUAAGCCUCUAUACAAAGCCCAGCCCAGUCCAUGAUCUCCAGGCAGAAUUUGUUGAUGUGACUUCUGUCAACUUAACAUGGGCAGUGAACGACUCUGCUUCCAGCUCCUACAAGUACAGGAUAGAGGUUGCAAAUGGUACCUCUGCUUGGAACCUGAGAUCUGAUGCUCUCAAAAUUGAAAUUACUGAUUUAAUCCCUGGGACGAAGUACAAAUUCACAGUAUUUGCAGGAGUCAAUGACAGUCAGACAGAAGGAGAAGGAGUGUCCAUAAGCCUCUAUACAAAGCCCAGCCCAGUCCAUGAUCUCCAGGCAGAACUUGUUGGUGAGACUUCUGUCAACUUAACAUGGGCAGUGAACGACUCUGCUUCCAGCUCCUACAAGUACAGGAUAGAGGUUACAAAUGGUACCUUUGCUUGGAACCUGAGAUCUGAUGCUCUCAAAAUUGAAAUUACUGAUUUAAUCCCUGGGACGAAGUACAAAUUCACAGUAUUUGCAGGAGUCAAUGACAGUCAGACAGAAGGAGAAGGAGUGUCCAUAAGCCUCUAUACAAAGCCCAGCCCAGUCCAUGAUCUCCAGGCAGAACUUGUUGGUGAGACUUCUGUCAACUUAACAUGGGCAGUGAACGACUCUGCUUCCAGCUCCUACAAGUACAGGAUAGAGGUUACAAAUGGUACCUUUGCUUGGAACCUGAGAUCUGAUGCUCUCAAAAUUGAAAUUACUGAUCUAAUCCCUGGGACAAUGUACAAUUUCAGAGUAUUUGCAGUAGCAGCUGAUGGUGAGACGGAAGCAGAAGGAGUGUCCUUAAGCCGCUGUACAAUUCCUGCCUUAGUGAAUUCAUUUCAGUGUGAGCCACUGGCCAAGCAGUCUUCCUUAAUGCUAAAGUGGAAAUGUCCUUCUGGUAACAAUUCUGGCUUCAAAAUUAAAAUAUUUAAUGAUUCAUGGGAAAAAGAGGACUUGCCUCCAUCCUGCAUGAGAGAAGGCACAGAGGAAACCUUCAGAAUAGAAUCUUUAAGUUACUUCAGCACCUAUACUGUUACUAUUGCAACUCUUUCAAAUGGUUUUGAAAGUGAUUCAGUGCAGGAAACAUGUAAUACAAGCAUUACUGACCCACCAACACCAAACAAAGCUCCUUUAGUCAAGGCACUCAGCCACAGCUCAUUGUCUGUUGAGUUCUCUGAUUUUGAGUCAGUGAAUGGACCAUUACAAGCCUAUGCAGUAAUGAUCACAACAGAAGAACAAGGUUGUGGGUCACUGAAGUCUAAUUUAAACAACACAUACAAAGAUUUCAAGAAGAAGAUGACAGUCACCUAUGUAACGUAUGUCAUAGAUACAGAGCAGGCAAAAUCACCUUCUUCCCAUUCUCAGAAUGGUGCAAACAUCAUUAAUGUAGGCAAUGGAAACAAAAUGUAUGGCUACGAAAAUGGACCAUUGAUUCCACUUGGUUCCUACAGGGCAAGUGUUGCAGGAUUCACUAAUAUAACCUUUACUAUGGCCAACGUCAUUGCGGGGGAAGAUAGUUAUGUGUCAUUUUCACCCUGCUCUGAGGCAGUUUUGCUACCCCAGGAUCCAGGUGUUAUUGCUGGAGCCGUUAUUGGAUGCCUUUUAGCUAUAUUGGCUGUAGUUGCUAUAGGUGGUUUCAUAUUCUGGAGAAGGAGAAGGAAAGAUAAAAGAAAUACUGAAGUGUCCUUUUCUCCUAUUAAAGUCAAGAAAUCAAAAAUGAUUAAAGUGGAGAACUUUGAGUCCUACUUUAAGAAGCAGCAAGCUGACUCCAACUGUGGUUUUGCUGAAGAGUAUGAGGAACUCAAGUCUGCUGGUGUUCAUCAGCCCAAGUUUGCAGCCGAACUUGCUGAGAACAGGGGAAAAAAUCGAUACAACAAUGUCUUACCAUAUGAUAUUUCUCGUGUUAAACUUUCAGAUCAAAGCUCUGCAACUGAUGAUUAUAUCAAUGCAAACUAUAUUCCUGGCUAUAACUCAAGGAAGGCAUUCAUUGCUGCACAGGGCCCUUUACCCAAUACUAUAGAAGACUUCUGGCGCAUGAUUUGGGAAAAGAAUAUCUACUCUAUUGUUAUGUUGACAAAAUGUGUUGAACAAGCCCGGACAAAAUGUGAGCAAUACUGGCCAGAUGAACAAUCCAAGAGCUAUGGUGACAUUAUUGUGACAAUAGUCUCAGAGAUUGUCCUUCCAGAAUGGACAAUAAGGGACUUCACUGUAGAAAAGUCCAACACACCAGAGAGCCACACGGUGCGCCAGUUCCAUUUCACCUCCUGGCCAGAUCAUGGAGUGCCAGAGACAACAGACCUUCUCAUCAACUUUAGACACCUUGUUCAUGAGUACAGCAGUCAAAAUCCAAUUGACUCUCCUACGCUGGUGCACUGCAGUGCUGGUGUUGGCAGGACAGGGACGUUCAUUGCCAUUGACCGCCUGAUUCAGCAAAUGGAAAUGGAGAGCACAGUGGAUGUGUACGGAGUGGUGUACGACCUUCGCAUGCACCGGCCUCUCAUGGUGCAAACUGAGGACCAGUACGUCUUCCUAAACCAGUGCGUUAUGGAUAUUAUUAAAUCCCAGAAAGACAAGAAAACUGAUCUUAUUUACCAAAACAUGACAGCCAUGGCAAUCUAUGAAAAUUUCACACCUGGGCCAGGCUUUGGGAAGGCCAAUGGCUACCACACAUAGUCUGGAAGGAUGCAGUGUCUCCGGGUGUUACCUGCACAUAGGAAAGGCAGAUGUUCCACUCUUGUGUUCCAGGAUUGUGUGCAGCAUCUCGCGUCUGGCUUCUCCAGUGCUGUCUGCAUUCAGAGAGGUGAUCUGCAGGAGGAAAAACACAAUGCUGGCAGGAGCCACAGAUUCAGAUUUGAAAA
This is a messenger RNA of Chaetura pelagica (chimney swift), 4298 nucleotides long. It is a transcript of the gene PTPRJ, whose product is annotated as protein tyrosine phosphatase, receptor type, J. Gene Ontology annotation, biological process: protein dephosphorylation; angiogenesis. The record is from RefSeq and is a predicted model, not a curated record. The transcript is spliced from 26 exons. The coding region runs from base 1 to 4113 and encodes 1370 amino acids. Gene Ontology annotation, molecular function: protein tyrosine phosphatase activity; cadherin binding. Lineage: Eukaryota; Metazoa; Chordata; Aves; Apodiformes; Apodidae.